AAAAAGUGCGUUUUCGGAAAUAAAUUCAAGAUGAAGCUCAACGUACUAUGCAACUGUCUCUCAUAAUUUCAUUUUUUAUUUACUUAUUUUUUACUGGACUAUCCUAUAAAAAGUUAUACUAUAUAAAACUAAAGUCAGUGCAUUUGGCUUGUAAAGGGCGUACCCUCCAGCCGAAUAAGCAGUUGGAAGAUGGAUAGUUCAGGGGCCUGUUAUUAUGGACUAUUACAAACUAUAUCCUGUAAAUCACGGGCUUCUAUAAUUGAAAGUCGAAAAUGGUUUUUAAAUUCGCUGUAGGUAAUUUGCCUUGCGAUUUCGGCAGCAUGUAAGCGGUACUGAAACUAAACACCAAAUGACUCAGAAAUUACUGCAUGGUGACUGGUGUGUGAGUGUGCCCUGCGAUGGGCCGGCCCCCCAUCCAGGGUUGUUCCCUGCCUUGUGCCCGUUGUUUCCGGGAUAGGCUCCGGACCCCCCGCGACCCAGUAGGAUAAGCGGGUUGGACAAUGGAUGGAUGGAUGGAUUACUUCGAUCAGCCAAACUCAGACGCAUGUAUCUCAGACUCUGUAGACUAUCAUCAAGAUAAAUGGCAUAAGGAAACAUAAAAGGCGUAAAAGAUCAGCUUGAUACCGUGAUUAAUAUCAACAGUGAUCGAGGUCCCAGCCUUACAUGCCGCUCCUGUCCAGCGUGGAAAUCCCGCAGCGAGGGACCGGCGCGCGCUGCAUUUCCUUUUUCCUCUUCUUGUUUUUCUAAAGCGCUUUUCGGCUGCGGGAAGUUUGAGAAGCUCCGAAGCUGAUCUGAGCGAGUUUUUUUUAUUAUUAUUUAUAAACAGGGCUAUAGACUACAUUUAAUCCGCUAAACACUAGGGGCGUUUUAAUAAUACAUACACUGUUUUCUAAUCGAAAGUGGAAAAACUGCCGUAAUUUAGUUUUCGAGGGGCAUUAACUGAGUGACUGUACGUUAAACGUGGCACGUAGAUGUUUCAUUACAAAAUAAUAUCAUGUAAAGUACAUUGAAAUACUCUGAACAAUCUUGGAAGGAACCAGCAAGCAGGACACCGCAUACUGAAUAUAUAUGCUCUUGCCCGUUGCCAAAUCUCCCCAACCCGCCAUGCUCCUGGCCUGGGUAUGCCAUAUUUGGUGCCUGGGUGUUUUCCUUCCUCCAGCCAAGGCAUCGACCCCGGGACCCCACAUGUACCGAGCCUACGGGAGCUCCGCGUAUCACAAAUCCGCAUUGCUGGAGUCGCUGCAGUGCUACAACGACUACUUCUCCUACAUACGCUGCAGCUGGACGGAGAAAUCUCAGGCACGGUCUCCUGUGUUGCUGCAUCACCUGGACACCAAGAAAUACAGAGAGUCCCCAUGCCUGCCAUACCGACCCUCCGUCCACCUUCCGGGUGGCUGGACCACCUUCCACUGCCAAUACAACACCACCAUGUUUACCAUGGGAGAGAAUGAUGGAUUCCUCUUCAGGACGCCACAUGUACACCUGCUGUCCAGGGUGUUCAACCUGUCCCGACAAGAUUCUUUGGUGAAUGGCUCUUGGUAUGAGGCCAGAGUAAGGUCCCAGGUAGAAAGGGGAGCCCGACGUGACUGGAGCCCCCUGGUGCAGUGGAAGACUAAAGACGCCAUGUUACCAGGUCCCACUAACCUGCAGUGCCUCUCUGACGGGGAGCUGAAGGUGCUCUGCAGCUGGGACCUGAGCAGGGAGCUGGCACAGUUUGUCACCUACAGGCUCCGGUACCGCGGCAUGGCCAAGAACGAGCUCUGUGGUGACUCCGAGGUCAGUGUUAAACCCGAUGAGCCAGCAUUGCAGUUCAGCUGCUCCUUCCUCCUGGCCUCACAGCACAGUGUGCUCCUGUUGAACCUCACCCCCACCUACAUCUACAGGUCGUUCCCUGUGGCCGAACACAUCUGGCUCCCCCGCCCCGACCCUGUGCAGGUUAAAGAGAAAGACGGACACUGGAAGUUAAGUUGGACCCCAUCAAAGACAGAGUUGGUGCCAGUCAUUUAUGAGAUAUGCUACUGGUGCAUCGAAACACCGAAAGAGCGAGACUGCUACAAUUCAUCUGUCACCUAUUCAGACAUCAGUCAGGCGUCUCUCUGGAGUGGGUCACGCUACAUUGCCCAAGUGAGGGCCAUGAUUGGCCCUAGUGAAUACAGAGGAAUCCCUUCUGAUUGGUCAGAGCCAGCAGAGUGGACCACACCCCUAGCCGUCAGCAUCCUGGUGUACUUCGUCCCUGGGGCCUGCCUGAUCAUAUUCAUCCUCAUCCUUCUCUAUGGUCUCCCACCCUGUUCCAGGAGCAUUCAGUCGUGGUUUAAAUCCAUCCCGUCACCUUUGAAGAGCAAAGUGUUGAACAUGGGGUUUCCCGCGAGCUGGCUGGCUGUGUACAGGGAACAGGACCAGGCCCCCGUCAGCACUGUGGAAAUGCUGGAAAACGCCCAGACACCCCCAGCCUGCCUCGAUUUGUCAGAUCACCACAGCCAGCCAAUGUGGCUGAUGUCUGCAGAUGACAUGGGACUAUACCAAUGCAUCGCUGAACAGGGGUGGGAGUCGGCCCCAGAUCGCGGAAGACAGCGCCGCAAUGGGCCGAGCAAAGACACGCCUCUUGCAUGUUUGGCGCUCCCCUUUAUCAUCGGUCCUUCAGGCUUUCCCCUGCCAGACGGGCUGGCCGUCAACCAUCUCUGUGGAAAAGACGACCCUUAUGUGUCUCCUGCCUGCCAGUCGGCACUUACCCGCUGUGUCUUGCAGUAUGUUGAGGUCCCCUCGCCCUCGACUGGCCCCUGUCUGAAGGCCGCAGUGGAUGAGAGUCUGGAAUCCUGCAAGCUGCAGCCCCUGUUGAAUUUGGACAGUGACUCCUAUACCCCGGCCUGCACCCCCUUGCUCACCAAAGCUCCGUCACAGGUGUGAUGUGUCCUCAGGGCUGUUGCUAUGGAGGUCUGUUGCCAAUCCCAGUCAGAGGGGCCCUCUCAAUUAAGUCUUUCCCACUGGACUUAAAGGACCACAGAGCAGGAAAAAAUGCACCACUAGAGGGCAGCAUAGAGAAACAGGCUCUAUUUUUCUAAGAAGAAGCCUUAAGAGAAGACUACUGAUGCUAAAAUUACCUGGGAUUUUGUCGCCUAAUUAAUUCUUUGCGCAUAUUAUAGCAUUAAUUGAUAUUGCACUGGAAGCUCAGUAUUCUUAAAUUCCAUGAAGCUUCAAAACCAGGGAGAAAUUCUUCAAAGACUCUGAGAGUAUCUUGUAGCCACUGUUAGAAAGUGCCAGUAAUCUUGCGGCCGACGAUAAUCUGUCCGAUCAGUGACACAGACUAAGACUUCAGCGAAUCGGUAUACCACUGAGCUUUUGCUCUCUCGCUGAUUACAUCUUCUCUUUACUGUCUGUGUAUCUCGAACACAGACGCGUGUGUGUUUACAUAUCCUGUGAAGCAGAUUUUUGACCACAGACCAGUUUUUAUGUCGGAUAAGAAUCAGAUUUUAUCUGUGAACUCAACAUCCUCCACAUUAAGACACGGAUGAUUUUUUUUUCAUCUCAUCUCAAUUUUCAACAUUAUGGAACACUUAUUGCAUUUUUUUGUACAGAAAUGUGUCUCAUAUUACCUCUGGAUUCCAAUAAAAUGGCUAAUUACAUCAUAAAA
Molecule: messenger RNA, 3628 nt
Organism: Paramormyrops kingsleyae
Lineage: Eukaryota; Metazoa; Chordata; Actinopteri; Osteoglossiformes; Mormyridae
Product: interleukin-3 receptor class 2 subunit beta-like
Biological process (GO): cytokine-mediated signaling pathway
Cellular component (GO): external side of plasma membrane
Molecular function (GO): protein binding; cytokine receptor activity
Source: RefSeq, a predicted model, not a curated record